GAGUAAUUAUCUGGGAACUUUCGUCCAUAUAUGAAAUCGAAUUGGUAUGCCAAUUACUUCCGUAUCUUGCGUCCUAUGCGGCGCCCCAGUGGAAGAUAUAUUUCAUUCCGUUAUCUGGUUGCAAAAGUUUCGCGUCGUAUAUACCAUAUUGCAAAACUGGAAUGAGGCCCGUCUCUCAGGGAUUGGACAACGACGACAGUUCGAGGAUGUUAUCCCUCUAGACGAUUCUGUCGAUGCGGAUCUCCCUGGUAUCAACUAUGAAGAAUCUGAAAUUGGGAUACGUCUCAUGGUUACAAAAUUUGGUGGCAAAUAUCCACCAAAUCCUCCUCUAGUACCGCAACCUGCAUGGGGAUUUCCUUUUCACUCCUCCUGCUUGGAAAUUCUAUCUGUCGCUUGUCCUAUCUAUGGGAGUUGCCUUGAUCUCCAGGUCAUUUUUGAUCUUUGUAGGUCGCAGCCAUAUAAACACGGUCCCCUCGACUGGGGCCAUGACUAUGAAGGCCUUAUUGGUCCUCCUAGGGAUAUUGACUUAUUCUGUCCUGGCGAGGAACCUGACCUAGCCCUGGCUAACCUUAAGACGGACAUAUACACACAUGAUCCACUGGACGUUCCCGAACUCCGCCGUCUAUUCACCGAUAGCAUUGAUUUCUAUGUUCAGAAUGACGCGAGUGCCACUUACGAGAUGCCUACUAUUUAUUCUACCGGAGGCGAUCCUCUAACUAAGCUACCAACCGAAAUCUUACAAAUGAUUCUUACUUGGAUGGACUCGAGAGACGUAGCUAAUCUCAGGUUAGUCUCACCGGUAUAUGCAUCUCUUGUCUUACCAGAUAGAUUCUGGUUUUCCCGUUUCUGGGAUGGAAGAGAAUUUGAAUACGUAUUCGAGGCAAAUGUGACUCACUCAGCUGGCAGAAACUGGCGACAACUCUUCCAAAAAACAAAAUUGUUAGCUAGCCUACCAAGUAUGGCGAAUAGGAAACGGGUUUGGUCCUUAGCUCAUCACCUCUGUGACCUCAUUAAUUGUAGGCGAAGCUAUAACUCAUGCAAUGGCGAGAAAAUUCGUACAUUAUUCGAACCUAACGGCGCACCUAACAGUGAUCACUGGGUCACAGCAGGACCUACCCUCUACGCCCCGACUGAGCAAUACAGGGCUGGGGCCAGGUCGCUGUAUGAGAGAAAGAUCGCUCUGGGAAGUACCUGGAAAAAUAUCUACGUGUCGACUGUCAAAAUUAAGAACAGAAGAUACGUUUCCGGGAUUCGAAUUGUCUACAAUAACGAACAGAGCACUCUCUUCGGGUACUGUAAUACUGAUGAUGGGGCCAAUGUUACUUGGGGGGAAUACCAACAGCUGAUAACAUUGAUUGGGUUUCACAUCGCCUUCGAUAGCAAAGGAAUUCGGGGCAUUCGAAUAUUAUCUAGUGUAGGAGAGCUCUCGGAGUGGAUGGGGGAUUGGUAUGACCUCUCUCAGAGGGUACUUGUUCUGCCUACCCACUUGCCGCCCCAAUGUCUCAAAGGAGGAUUCGAUGCCUUGAAAUUAGUCUCACUGUCUAUUUCGAAUGGCAAGGAUACAUCACCUGCCUCCCCCUCCCCCCUCCAUCAUCAACAUUCGAACUUACAAGAGACUGCUAUAUGGCAUGGCGAAAUCCCCCAUAAGGAAUUAUCAUUCCUCGGCCCUCACAAUACACUUCUCAAGGACUACAGAGACAGUUUACCUUUUUCCCUUCUACUUUUUGGAGGAGUAGAUGGAACACAGCUCCCUCACCUAACUAGGAUAACAGUCUGGGUUGUCGACAACACAGAACUUGGUAUGUACGCCGACCGCACUCAUAUUUGGGGUCUUGAAUUCUCUUUUAGCCGUCCUGUUGAUGGCAAAGCCUCCAUCUUACUUGGUCAAAUCCCCGAUGAGGGGUUAUUCAACUCGGAGAUUUAUCACAUGGAUCUUGAGUCGGGUCUUGGUGAACGCAUUACAGGCUUGGAAGCUUUUUAUGAGGACCCCACUUUCAUAUUUGGCCUGAAGUUCUAUACUAACCGCGGCCGCGCUAUUGAAUUCCCUCCUUCUUGCACCGACCAGCUGCCUAGGGACGAAUAUUUCUCUGACAUACUUAAGCCAGAGGAUGGGAUUAUUGUUGGCAUAUAUGCCGUAUUGAAACACAAUGAUGUCUUUAGGUCCAUAGGGGUGGCAUACAUCCCUUCUAAUUAAUAUAUACCUAUCUAUAAGGUUUGUGUUCAGGGUAUUGGUGAAGCUUGGUUGAUGAGACAGGGUAAAUAUCAUCUUACUCUACCUUUUCUAGAACCCCUUAAAUAGGUUCCUACAGGCUCAAGCAUCGUGAGGCUAGGCGAUAUACUUGGGGUAUCUACGGAGGAAAAAAUAGAUGAACUAUCUAUGGGCAUAAAUAUUGACGAGUACCGG
Daldinia loculata is the source of this 2404-nucleotide messenger RNA. RefSeq lists its product as uncharacterized. Bases 47 to 2194 code for a protein of 715 amino acids. Gene Ontology annotation, molecular function: protein binding. Lineage: Eukaryota; Fungi; Ascomycota; Sordariomycetes; Xylariales; Hypoxylaceae. The record is from RefSeq and is a predicted model, not a curated record. The transcript has 5 exons.